Molecule: messenger RNA, 1022 nt
Organism: Hippocampus comes (tiger tail seahorse)
Lineage: Eukaryota; Metazoa; Chordata; Actinopteri; Syngnathiformes; Syngnathidae
Gene: haao
Product: 3-hydroxyanthranilate 3,4-dioxygenase
Exons: 10
Coding region: 108-971 (287 amino acids)
Biological process (GO): 'de novo' NAD+ biosynthetic process from L-tryptophan; quinolinate metabolic process
Cellular component (GO): cytoplasm
Molecular function (GO): iron ion binding; 3-hydroxyanthranilate 3,4-dioxygenase activity
Source: RefSeq, a predicted model, not a curated record
CACUUUUGUAUUUUGGACUUUCAGUGACAGUCGGACUGACUGCUUAGUGUAGAGAAAGAAAAUUGUGGCAUAUUACAGCAAUAAGGCCCCAAACUUUGAUUGAAAUAAUGAAUAAUAGUAAUCUUCUUGUGAACGUGGAGAAGUGGAUAGCAGAGAACCAAAAUUCGUUUCUGCCACCAGUCUGCAACAAGCUAAUGCACUUUUCCCAGUUAAACAUUAUGUUUGUUGGAGGACCAAAUACCAGGAAGGAUUACCAUAUAGAAGAAGGGGAGGAGCUCUUCUAUCAGGUGAAGGGGGACAUGUGUCUGAAGGUGAUUGAAAAUGGCAAGUCCAAGGAUGUUCACAUCAAGGAGGGAGAGAUGUUUCUGCUGCCUGCUCGGGUCCCCCACUCCCCACAGAGACAGGCCAACACAGUGGGACUCGUGGUAGAGAGGAAACGGCUGCCGACUGAGACCGACUGCCUCAGGUACUACGUUGACAACACAACUGACAUCCUGUUUGAGAAAUGGUUCUACUGUGAAGAUCUUGGAACUCAACUGGUGCCAAUAAUCCGAGAGUUCAUGGCAUCAACUCAGUACAAGACAGGAAAACCCGAUCCGAGCGAAGUCUUCGCAGAGCCUCCAUUCCAGAUGAACAACAUGAAUGUGAUGUCGCCCUUCUGCUUUAAGUCCUGGCUGGAAAAACAAAAGCCAUUCCUUGCCAAUGGCAACCCCAUUGAUGUGUUUGGAGCUCAGUUUGAGACCGAGGCAACUAUGUUUGGACCCGGUUUGUCUGACGCAUCCUUACCACAAAGUGAUGUAUGGAUUUGGCAACUGGAGGGAUCGUCAGUGGUGACCAUGAAUGAACGGGAGUUUCAUCUCUCUGCUGGAGACAGUUUACUCAUUCCCGAGCACACCGAGUACCAGUGGAAGAGAGAUGAGGAGACUGUUGCGCUGGUUGUGGUUCAAAACCCUGAGCGUAAAAGACCCUGAUCAGACCUGCCGACGACACUCUCAACGUAAACUGCAAAUUGCAAAAUUAAA